CGGCGAGCAGAGGAGUUGCUUGUGGCGGACCUGCAGCGAGGAAAGGAAGAUGCCACCCAAACGUAUAGCUAAGAGAAGGUCACCCCCAGAAGAUGCUCUCCCCAAAAGCAAGAAGGUGAAGGACCGUCGUAACCAGGCAGUGAGGGCUGUUGCCUCCCAUCGCGUUCCAGGUGCCCAGAGGCCGAGCCCUCCUGACCAGAAAACCCGACCAGUCUCCCACAGGUCCCACAGCACAGAACCAGGCAUGGUGCUAACACUGGGCCAGGGCGACGUGGGCCAAUUGGGGCUAGGCGAGAAUGUGAUGGAGAGGAAGAAGCCGGCCCUGGUGCCCAUUCCGGAGGACAUCGUGCAAGCCGAGGCUGGGGGCAUGCAUACUGUGUGUCUAAGCAAAAGCGGCCAGGUCUACUCCUUCGGCUGCAACGAUGAGGGUGCCCUGGGAAGGGACACAUCAGUGGAGGGCUCAGAGAUGGUCCCCGGGAAAGUGGAACUGCAAGAGAAAGUGGUACAGGUGUCAGCAGGUGACAGUCAUACAGCAGCCCUCACUGAGGAUGGUCGCGUUUUCCUCUGGGGCUCCUUCCGGGACAAUAACGGUGUGAUUGGACUCUUGGAGCCCAUGAAGAAGAGCAUGGUGCCCGUGCAAGUGCAGCUGACUAUGCCCGUAGUGAAGGUGGCCUCAGGAAACGACCACUUGGUGAUGCUGACAGCUGAUGGUGACCUCUACACUUUGGGCUGCGGGGAGCAGGGCCAGCUGGGCCGUGUGCCUGAAUUAUUUGCCAACCGUGGUGGCCGGCAGGGCCUUGAACGACUCCUGGUCCCCAAGUGUGUGAUGCUGAAAUCCAGAGGGAGCCGGGGUCAUGUGAGAUUCCAGGACGCCUUUUGUGGUGCCUACUUCACCUUUGCCAUCUCCUGCGAGGGCCAUGUAUAUGGUUUUGGCCUCUCCAACUAUCAUCAGCUUGGAACCCCAGGCACAGAAUCUUGCUUUGUACCCCAAAACUUGACAUCCUUCAAGAACUCUACCAAGUCCUGGGUGGGCUUCUCUGGUGGCCAGCAUCAUACAGUCUGCAUGGAUUCGGAAGGAAAAGCGUACAGCCUGGGCCGGGCUGAGUAUGGGCGGCUGGGCCUUGGGGAGGGCGCCGAGGAGAAAAGCAUACCUACCCUCAUCCCAAGGCUCCCUGCUGUCUCCUCAGUGGCUUGUGGGGCCUCCGUUGGGUAUGCUGUGACCAAGGAUGGUCGUGUUUUCGCCUGGGGCAUGGGUACCAACUACCAGCUGGGCACAGGGCAGGAGGAGGAUGCCUGGAGCCCGGUGGAGAUGACAGGCAAACAGCUGGAGAACCGUGUGGUCUUAUCGGUGUCCAGUGGGGGCCAGCACACAGUCUUACUAGUCAAGGACAAGGAACAGAGCUGAUGAAGCCUCUGCGGGCCUGGCUCCUGGCCCUGCCACCCUCCCUCCUGGAACUGGGAAGCUAUGACAACUACAGAUUCCAGCAGGCCUCCCCCAGCCCCGAAUACUCUGUCAUCUCCUGCCUUUUUCCUAUCAGCAGAACAGAAUCCUUUUCCUCUUUUCUGUCCUCCUUUCCUGAAUCAUCCUGCAACCUACAAGAUGAAGGGGAGUGGGGGGAAAUGGAAGAGGGGAGGGGGUUUUGGCAGCCGGAACAUUGCUCACCCCAGAGCUAUGUGGUUAGACCUUUCCCCCUCAUCCCUACCUCCAUGGUCCUGGCUGACCCUGGUUUUGCCUGCCAAAAACCAAAAAUUCCUCCCCUGGGGAUUUGGUGCCCACGUUCUGAAAAGUUGGGGAUCCUCAAGCCCUACUCUAGCCAUGUGCCACUCUCUGUCCUUCACAAUCCACAGGCAGACAAAUGGUAUGGUGGUCAGACCCAGCUGUCAUGGACCUAUGCCUGGGGGAAACCGGAGAUGGGACAGGGCUGCCCAGCCAUGGGCAACCCCAAGCCAAAUAUUUGGCCCUCAACAGAUGUCCAUGGGGAAGAAUAAACAAUGAUCCUCCACUUGAUCAAGAAAAAAGCCAAUCAGCCUUUCUCCCAGAAGCACAAAGCAUUCUGCCCUUCAGGCAUUGCCUGAGUAUCCUGCCCAUCCGACCUGCCUUACCUGUAGCCAAGGGCCUGACGUCUGCAAAGGAAGCUACAUCUGCAGGGCAGGACAUGGAGGGAGUGGGGAAGGAGAGUUUUAUAAACAAACUUAUAGCAAUAUUGAGAGUGAAGGGAGGGAGGGGAAGGGGGUCAGAAGGGCAGAGGCUGGUGCCCAGAAAGGGAAGCAGCAGCUUGUACAGUGGCUGAGAAAAUAGAAAACAGUUUUGAUUUUUUUAAAAUAUAAAGUAUUUUGGAGGGGAGAGUGAAAUCUUUUAACACUUUGAAUAAAUUUAGAGUUUUAUAAAACAGGUCACUUGUUUUCUACAUACUCCCUGCUCUUUUAAGGGAGCACCUGUCGUGUUGGCAAGAGCAGAAUAAACCCAUACCUAUGCACCUGGUCAAGGCUAGGACUUAAGUGAUGUCGCGAUGUCCUGGUAUGUGCCAGUCAGCUGUUGAUGUAACUGUUUCAUACAAAUCAAAAAAGAGAAAGAGUUGAUUGAUUUUUGCUUAGGUAUUUAUGUUUCAGGAAUCAGUGGAUUUUUAAAAAAAAAAACUAUGCUGCAUAAUGUGAGA
Molecule: messenger RNA, 2657 nt
Organism: Neomonachus schauinslandi (Hawaiian monk seal)
Lineage: Eukaryota; Metazoa; Chordata; Mammalia; Carnivora; Phocidae
Gene: RCC1
Product: regulator of chromosome condensation 1
Exons: 11
Coding region: 50-1405 (451 amino acids)
Cellular component (GO): cytoplasm
Molecular function (GO): guanyl-nucleotide exchange factor activity
Source: RefSeq, a predicted model, not a curated record